AUGCAAGUCUCCACCAAUGUUGAAGCUUCUGAAAAUGAAAGAGCGAGUUAUAUUCCUAAUCUUCUCAAUGUAUCUGAAUCCAACAAUACGGCAGCUGUACCAUUGAUUCCAAGUGCUGUUUUAGAUGUUAACGGCAUCAAUAUUUCUUCUGAUGACGUCGCUGAGCAUUUAUUAGAGCGAAUGAAAGCGCAAACAACAGAUAAAACACGUAAAACUGAUCUUGGGGAACAUGUCCCAGGAGAUCCCGUGUACAUGAUUCCUCGUGGUAACAAACCGGUCAAUGAAUAUUCUAAUCCAAAUCUAUUAUUGGGCAUAUUUCCAACGCUUUUUCCAUAUGGAUGUGGUGCAGUUGAAGAUUUCUCUCGACCAGUCAAAAUCGAUUUUCGUGAGCAUGUUCGAUAUCUUCUUUCGCUAGGAGAUUGCCGUUUUGAAGAACACUACUCAUUCAUAUUUGUCGUGCUCAAUAUCUUACAACGUCGCGCUGCAUGCUUUCACGCCCAUUUAAUGACAUCAAGACCAUACUUUCAACAAUCUGCCGAAAUCCUAGAAUCAUUGAGUUCUGCAGAUAUAGCAAAAGCUCUUCUUAAUAUCUCAAAAGGAACAUAUUCAAAAGUUACCGACCAAAGAAUAAAUACGCUUAUGAAGCACAUCAGAGUUGUUAGCGGUCAUGUUAUGGGUUCCGCUCACUCACGAUCGACCCUUCGUACAAAAAUUCACUCAUUGUGUUUUAAUAUUGGUCUCCCAAGUCUUUUUGUAACAAUCAAUCCAGCUGACAUACAUAGCCCAGUGACACUUUAUUUUGCAGGUGUCGAUCUAAACCUUGACGAAGUUCUGCCAGAAGCAUUGAGCGCAAGCUAUGAACGUGCCAAAAUCAUCGCAACUCAUCCAGCUGCUACUGAAAAAUUUUUUAAUUGUUUGAUGAAAAGUAUCUUGAAGUCUUUAGUGCUUGGUGGUGUACUUGGUCCUGUAAAGGCAUACGUUGGCACUGUAGAGAAUCAAGGGAGAGGAUCGCUUCACUUACAUCUUCUUAUUUGGCUCAAUCAUGAGUUCACUCUAACGCCGUUAAAAGAAAUGAUUCAGAAUGAAGACUUUCGUGAAAAAUUACUUCAGUAUUUAGAAGAUAUUGUAAAAGAAGAUUUAGAUCUAUUUCGAGAAGAAAUUGAACCAGUAGAAAACGAAGUUGCUCCAGCUUGUUUACCAACGCCAAAUCCUGUUCGUGAUGACUUCCAACGAAUGUUUCGCAAGGAUAUUGUGCGAAUCGUCGAAACGUCUAAUAUUCAUAAACAUUCUGCAACGUGCUAUAAAUACUCGAAAGCAAAACCGGAUGACUCGAAAACUUGUCGAAUGCACAUGCCACGUGUCCUCAUAAAAAGUUCCAACAUUGAUGUCUCUACUGGCCAGACAACUAUGCGUUGA
This is a messenger RNA of Rotaria sp. Silwood2, 1416 nucleotides long. Lineage: Eukaryota; Metazoa; Rotifera; Eurotatoria; Philodinida; Philodinidae. The record is from the annotation of a GenBank genome assembly.